Molecule: messenger RNA, 5359 nt
Organism: Syngnathus acus (greater pipefish)
Lineage: Eukaryota; Metazoa; Chordata; Actinopteri; Syngnathiformes; Syngnathidae
Gene: kif14
Product: kinesin family member 14
Exons: 29
Coding region: 204-5066 (1620 amino acids)
Biological process (GO): microtubule-based movement
Molecular function (GO): microtubule motor activity; microtubule binding; ATP binding
Source: RefSeq, a predicted model, not a curated record
GCGGGCGAAGGCGGAAGCGACAACCAGCGCAGUAAACAACAAUCCAACAGUAACGUCUUUUACCGCGGACGAUUAUUUUCUUUAUGAAAAUUGACUUGUAUAUUUUUUUUAAAUACAUCGUGACGUGUUUGUCUGAAAGUACACGUUUUUGAAUUGUUUAAGGAAACCUACGAUCUUUUAUUUAUUUAUUAGCAGUCGUUAAAAUGUCGCUAUUCAGCGUGCAGGCGAGAAAGCACACAGUUUACUACGACCAUCUAAUGUCAACAACCAGGACCCAAGGCAGUGAGUGUUCAGCUGAGAGAAAGGCAGUCAAAACUCUCGCCAAGGAUGAGGCACCACCCGGAGACCCUACGUGUUCGGACAGCGAUAAAAGCAGCGCCAUAAACCGGACGUAUGUCAUCUCUGCGCUGUCAAAAAGCGAACAGACACCCCAUCGCGGUCGGCUCACUCUCCAAAGGAGGUCACGGCGAAAGACCGGAGCUGAUAGUGCGGAGGACACGGCGGUGGAGCUAAGCCAAAAUAACGUAACAACAACUCUAGAGAAGAGAAUGACCUUGCAACGGAGGCCCAAGACGCCCUCCACGGGUAAAAGUGCUACGAUACCGCGUGUGGUCAGUUCACACGCAACGCCUAAAAUCCUUCAAGAAUCCAACGGGAGAACUCCCACUUUAUACCGCUCCAUUAGCUUGAGAGAGUCUGCCAGGAAAGGACGAGAAGGGAAGCUGGCGCACAGCAAGACUCCAUCCUCCUCGUCCCGGUCACCAGUCUCCACAGGUAGGCCGUCCGAUGAGCAAUCCCAGACGUUCAAAACCCCCACUAAAAAGACACCAUUUGUCAAAAUCGCCGCACGGAGAGAUGUCUUCGAGAAACUGAGUGUGAAGGAAAUCCCCAAGCCAGUACUGAGCAAAGCAGUAAAUUCAGACAGGUCCAAAAGUAGAGUAAGCAAGCAAGCAGAGGACAGCAAAUCAAUCCCAGUUCCUCGAACAAGUAAGACUGGUGUGCUUAAAGCAACCACGGCAUCACAGAUGAGGGCUACUACUGCGAUCUCAUGCUCAAAGCCAGAAAACACCAGGAUGCCAACAACCACGUCUGCUGCAGCACCUAAACAGUCCUUGCCACGUCCCAGCGAGGCCUCCAAGACACAAGACUCACUAAAGAUGGAGAACAGUGCAGUGGCUGUUGCAGUGCGUGUUCGUCCUUUUAAUGCCAGGGAGAAGGCCGAAAAGGCCUCACAGGUGAUUUUCAUGAGUGGCCAGGAGACAGUUGUGCAACAUCCCGACUCAAAACAGAGUUAUUCCUUCACCUUUGACUUCUCCUUGUGCUCUGUGGAUCCGAGUGAUGCCUCCUUCGCCAACCAGCAGAUGGUGUACGAUACUUUGGCAAAACCGCUGCUGCUGCGGGCUUUUGAUGGAUUUAACACCUGCCUUUUUGCGUAUGGACAAACUGGCUCUGGAAAAUCAUAUACCAUGAUGGGCUUUGGAGAGGAGGCUGGAGUCAUUCCUCGGUUCUGCCGGGAACUUUUUUUGAGGCUUUCCGCCAUGGAAAAUGAACAGGUCAAAUGUCACGUGGAGAUGAGCUUCUUUGAAGUCUACAAUGAGAAGAUCCAUGACCUCCUCGUCACCAGAGAUGAUCCAAACCAGAGGAGGAUGCCCCUGAGGGUGAGGGAGCACCCAAUCCAUGGACCUUAUGUUGAAGAGCUAUCUGCAAAUGUUGUGGAGUCUUACAAUGACAUUCAGGGAUGGUUUGAACUAGGAAACAAGCAGAGAGCAACUGCCGCCACUGGGAUGAAUGAUAAAAGCUCCAGAUCUCACUCUGUCUUUACCCUUGUGAUGACUCAGACUAAGACUGAGUUGGUGGAGGGAGAAGAACAUGACCACAACAUCACCAGUAGAAUCAACCUGGUGGACUUGGCAGGCAGUGAACGGUCUAACGUCGCACAGACAAGUGGAGAUCGACUCAGGGAGGGUGCUAGCAUAAACAAAUCUUUGCUGACACUUGGAAAAGUCAUCUCCGCACUGGCUGAUCAAGCGUUAACAAAGAAGAAAGUUUUUAUACCCUACAGGGAGUCUGUCCUCACAUGGCUGCUAAAGGAGAGUCUGGGCGGUAACUCUAAGACGGCCAUGAUAGCCACGCUGAGUCCAGCCGGAAGCAACGUGGAGGAAAGCUUAAGCACGCUGCGCUACGCCCAACAGGCCCGCACAAUCAUAAAUGUGGCCAAGGUCAACGAGGACACGAAUGCAAAGCUCAUCCGAGAGUUGAAGGCGGAAGUGGAGAAGCUGCGAGCCGCGCAAGCGAGCAUCCGUGGUAUUGAACCAGAGCGGGUCAGGCUCUUCCAGCAGGAGAUCAGUUGUCUGAAGAACAAACUCUGCCAGCAAGAGCAAGAGAUGGUAGAGGCCAACAGGAAAUGGCGAGAGAAACUCGAGCAAGCUGAAAUUCGCAAACGUGAAGAAACCAAAGAGUUACAGAAAUCAGGCGUGACAUUCAAAGUGGAUAACCGUCUCCCCAAUCUGGUUAACCUGAAUGAAGACCCUCAGCUGUCUGAGAUGCUUCUCUACAUGAUUAAAGAGGGUCGAACGACAGUUGGCAAACUCAAGUUUGACUGCACACAUGACAUUCAGCUGACUGGCGCCCUCAUUGCCGACCAGCACUGCAUUAUAACAAACGCCCAUGGUACCAUCAGCAUCACACCGAUGGAAAAUGCCAAGACCUUUGUGAAUGGAAACUUAAUAUCAGAAUCAACUAUUUUGCACCACGGAGACAGGGUGAUUCUGGGUGGAGACCAUUACUUGCGUUUCAACCAUCCCGCAGAGGUGCAGAGUGGAAAGCGCGCAUCAUGUUGGACUGGUGCAGGCGACGGCCAUAAAGAUUUUGAGUUUGCCAAAAAUGAAUUGCUUGCAGCUCAAAGAGCAAAGCUGGAGGCAGAAAUUGAAGAGGCCCAGGUGAAGGCCAAAGAGGAAAUGAUGCAGGGUAUCCAGAUGGCCAAAGAGGUUGCCCAAAAAGAGCUUUCUGAUCAGAAAGCCCUUUAUGAGAACAAGAUCCAAGCAAUGGAAAAACUGCUGAACGAGGAAAAUGAGCGUAAGCGUCUCCAGGAGCUCAACCAGCAAAGGGUAGCCAGCCAGAUGGAAGAACUGAAGAUGGCAAAUAAGGAGUUGGAGCAAGAGGUGGACUCCCAGAAGGAACGCCUCCGUCUACACAUGGAGGCCCAGGUGAUGGAGGAACACCAUGUGUGUCAAGCAAAGAUUGUUGAGGCAUUGGAAGUUGAGAAGCGAAAGCUCAGCAAAGAGCUUGAAGAAAUCCAGCGGAAACGGGCAAUGAGGUUAAUCCACACUCCAAGAGAUGUGUCUCCACGUUGGGAUGCUAUGAAACUCUCCUUGAUGAUUGAAGAAGCCAAUAAGAUCAGUGCUAACUUGAACAAAAACACCAUCUUCAGCAGACACGAGAGCUCUGACAAUGGCCACCCAGGCCAAGGGGAUGUUGUUCAAGUCCGGGUCCAAAACACAAAGCUGGGGAUCUCUACUUUCUGGAGCCUGGACAAGUUUCAAAACAACUUGGCUGUUAUGAGAGAAAUGGAACAGGGUGAUCCGGCUUCUAAAGAGGAUGACGUGUUCUAUGCCCCUGAUGAUGAGUGGGAGCAAGAUAUAUCAUCUUCCUCUGCCUCAUCUUCCACCUUUUCACGUCGCAGGAGCAGGAGUUUAUUAAAGAGCAAGAGACUCUCAGGGCGUCUUUAUGAGAUCCGUGUUCAUCCCAUUCAGAGCCUUCUUAAGGGCUCCUCCCACUCUGAUGGGUUAAUGGGUGUUGCCACACCACCCUCUACACAUUCCAGCAGCACUGAAUCUUCAUUGCCUGCUAUCUGCAAGGAGCUGGUGAGCCAAUCAAUUGCCCGCUUACGCAGCUUUGGAGGAGCUGAAGAAAGCUUGGCCGAUAGAUUGGCGUCAGAUUUGCACUGGGUAUACACAGCUAUCCAGACCAUAUCUGAUCUGUACGACAGCUUAGAUGAUGACAGCCAAGAGAAUGUGUUUGUGGGUAACGUGUCGGCUCUGACUCAACUGAUCAAGGCAGCCGCAGCUACCGAGAGUGCAGUGUUUGUCAUCAGACAGUGGUUGGCUGGUGUGAAAGCCUCCUCUGGCCUACUCUAUACACUCGCUGAAGAACUCAAGAGCCAAGUCAAGAAGAUGGGAGGAUAUCUGCAGCUGCUCAUUCAAGGUUGCGAAUCCGAGAUCACGUCAAUGGUGGGCGAAGCACGAAGGAAGAGUGGUCAGUGCCUGCGUGCAGCAUUGCUCACACUUAGCCACCUGGCGGUGUUGUCAGGCAUGCCACUUAGUGUUAUGGAGUUGGGUUUCCAGGCCACAGGCAAGGUAUCAUUUGUAGCAUAUCUGAUGAAAGGAACAAAUAAAGGUGUACACUCCGUCUUGGAAGAAAGUCUCAUCUCCACCAAGGAAAUACAGAGAGCGGCUCAGUUCGCUCAUCCAAAGAACCCAGUGCUGCAGGGCCUCAAGUCCAAGGCGCUUGAUUUAGCCCGCUGCAUGCAGAAGUACAUCCAUUGUUGCAUCAUGCAGCGGCGUGAAAAUUACCCACAAGACGUUGAGGAAAGCGAGGACAAUGCUUCAGCUUCCAAAUUGCAGACUUUGAGGGCUACAGCGGCCACAUUGUUCAAUUUGGACCAAGCCAUCAAGCAGCUGCACUCCUCUUUGUCCAACACCCUGAGAGGUAAAGAUAGACACUCUGAGUUGAGCAGCUGUAGAGAGCUCAUCUCUUCCACUGCCAAGACGGUUGAUGAGAUUAUCAGUGGUCUCUCCAAGGAAGCGGUUGGGCUUUCUCUACAUCCCCCCUCUGGCCAAACUCUGAUGGCUGCACAAGAUGAGCUGCACUGUGCCCUGCAGUCUCUGACUUUGCCCUGGGAUCAGCCGGAAGCUGUUCAGAGCAAGAACGCCGUCACGUCAGGAGAAAGCAAAGAUGAUCAGACUGAAUGCGGUACAGCUCCUCACAACAGAAGUCGAGGCAUUAAUAAUCUUGUAUAUUCCCUCCCUGCGGGUGUUACGUCCAGUGGUAGCCCACGUUGGGUGUAACACCCAUGUUGUGAGAAUGGAAAUGAAACAUUAAUACAUUAUAGGAGCUUUAUUAUUAUUUUUAUCUUAACAUAAUAGUCUUGGCAACAGAGACAGCUGCCACUGCUUGUGUUGCUCCAUCCAAGUCAACACAAAAUAUAUUUGCACUCAGUUUUUAAUUUUUUAUAAAUAUAUUUCAAAAUGUUUUUCUUCCCUACGGAACAUGCAUGUUGUUUGUAAGACUUUGGAUAUAAUAUAAAAAUAUCUACUGAUAUGUUGCUAUUUUGUGCGAGCAAUAAAACGUAUUAAAAUGA